This is a messenger RNA of Drosophila miranda, 2691 nucleotides long. RefSeq lists its product as uncharacterized. The record is from RefSeq and is a predicted model, not a curated record. Gene Ontology annotation, biological process: RNA polymerase II preinitiation complex assembly; transcription initiation at RNA polymerase II promoter. Bases 96 to 2120 code for a protein of 674 amino acids. The transcript has 3 exons. Gene Ontology annotation, cellular component: SLIK (SAGA-like) complex; SAGA complex; transcription factor TFIID complex. NCBI's taxonomy places the organism in Eukaryota, Metazoa, Arthropoda, Insecta, Diptera, Drosophilidae. Gene Ontology annotation, molecular function: protein heterodimerization activity; RNA polymerase II general transcription initiation factor activity; transcription coactivator activity.
UGAUUAUGUGUAAGGACGUGACUUGCAAAGAAGUUCGCAGACUGGGAAAUUUCCAUCGUUUCAGGUAAACAGUAGACGGAGAGUUUGUGGAAAAAAUGGCAGCGUAUCACUACGUAAAUGGAACAAGCAAAAUUAAAAUGAAAUCGCUUUCGACCAAAACGAUAAAAGCCAUUUACAAGAAAGCCACAUUCGGGGGCCUAAGCAAAAAAGUGGCUAAAGCUAUUGCCUGGGACAUGGGCAAAGAAGUCAACGAAAUAUUGGAGACAAUAAAAACAUAUGCAAUUCACAACCGUAGCAAUGUGGUAACGGAAGCAGACAUUUACCAUGCCCUCAAGGAUGACGACGAUUGUGGCAGUAUUCUUUGUAUGGCGUUGCCUGCGAAAGAAGCUGGAGCACUUAAAGGAGGGCAUGUUGCCGCAUGUACCGACACGCAUCGUCCGUCGGCGACAGCGAAAGCCGGAUACAGCCACGAGGAAUCGUCCGAAUCUGGCUGGCAAUGGGAAGAGACAGUGGAGCUGAAGCCCCCCAAACGAUUUCCGCUUACCAAAGAGCAGCAAGCCUUCUACCAAACAAUCAUCCAUGCGUGCUGGGGAGAUGACGAGGAUGCGCAAGCAGACGCACUGAAGUCAUUGCAAAUAGAUCCGAGUAUAGAGUACAUAAUUCCCCAGUUGACCACGCACAUAGUAGACGGAAUCGAUGAGGGUCUCUAUGACAAGGAUGUGUAUCAGUGCAUCGUUCCGCUACUCAUGGCUCAAGCUCUUGUGAAGAAUCGUAUGAUCACUUUCAACAAGCAUUUCCACCUAAUCCUACCUAGCGUACUCUCGUGCUUGCUCAUUCAGGAGGCAUUCGAGGAGGACGUUGAGGGCAAUGAGUUUCACUGGUACCUCAGGGAACUGGCCAGUGGCAUAAUGGGCGAUAUUGUGAGGGUCACCAAGAGCUACAAUUUGCUCGGUAGAAUUAUUCGGGUUUUAAUUAGCGGUCUUCGCCGCCACGGAAAUUUACUUACGAUUUAUGGGGCCGUCGUUGGCUUUGGCCAAUUGGGAAGUCUUGUCGUAGAAGACUAUCUGCUACCGGAAUUAUCGAAGUUAUCGGAAUUCAUGUACGCUGGAGGCAGGAAUCCCAGAGUGGAAGAGGGAGCCUUAAAGAAUAUAUGGUAUCGGCUGAUUAAAUUAUGUUCUACGGUGCUCAAAACUGUAAACACACCCCCCGAUCAAAUGGACAAAUAUGUUGCACAAUAUGGUCAUUUUGGAGAAUAUUUGUACCAAAUGGUUCGUGGACUUCGUGUAAGGGAGCACCAAUACGCAGAAAGAUUAAGGGCCGAAUUGCAACUAGAAGCACAGCAAAAAUUUAAACGCGAAAACCAGGUCGCAGAAGAGCUAUUAGCCAACGUAGAGGCACAGAAAGAGUUCACAGCAGAAUUUUGUGCCCGUUUAAAAGCACAGAGAGUUGCUGACUUACAGGGGUACAAGACCGCUGAAGAAUUAAUGGACUCCGACAGCGAUGAGUAUAGACCGGAAGCAGAACUAAGAUCCGAACUAGAAUCAAUGGAAGAAGAAAUAGAUCUUGAGAGCGAAGAGAAUGACGCGGCAGACGAGUUAAUCGCAAAAUUAGCAGAUUUCAAAAGUUCUGAUGAAGAGGGGGAUGACCCAGCCGCAGUAGGCGCCGAAUACGAAGUCUAUGCGGAGGAAGAAAAAGACGAUUUAGAUGCCGAACUAUCAAUAAUGUAUAGGUCUGAAUCCGAGGAGGACAACGAAGACGAAGUUGAAGAUGAAGAUGACGAAGAUGAAGAUGACGAAGAUGAAGAUGAAGAUGACGAAGAUGAAGAUGAAGAUGACGAAGAUGAAGGUGAAGAUGAAUAUGACGAAGAUGAAGGUGAAGAUGAAUAUGACGAAGAUGAAGAUGAAGAUGAAGAUGACGAAGAUGAAGAUGAAGAAGUAGCUACGAAGGCGAAAAACCCACACACUGGAGUAGCGACGGAGGAAUACGAAAUGAAUUUCAUGUUUUGGAGAGCGGCAAAGAUGAGCUCGAGCUCUGAGGUGCAAAGCUCUGACUUGGAAGAAAAUGAAUAUACUACUGACGACGAAGACCCAGCAGGCAAAUAUUUUACUGACAGCAGGUAGUAAGUAGUCAGUAGCAAAAUCUGGCAAUCUGCUGGCCAAACUAGCAGCACGUAUAAGUCUGAUUCCGAAAGGGAAUGGUUCUGACACUGACUUGUAAUUCCCGGAACCAAAGUCCAUACACCAACUAAAAAUACAGUUCUCAGGCUCAAAACCUAAUAUAGAGAAUUCGAAAAAAAGCAAGGUACAAUUAAAAAAAAUUAAAGAUGUUCAAGUACAUAUGCUUAAUUAUAUGUGAUACUUGUUGUAACAAAAUGAGAACAAUAAAUAUACAAAAAUAAAUAACAGAUGAGCAAUCUACAGCCUCUAUAUAACCAACUCUCAAAUAUCGAAAAUCAUCAUAAUCAGUUUUAGGAAUCCCCAUACUGUUCAGCAGAGCUGGCAGACGAGGAGCCUCCUUAAACCAAUAAACUAACUUAAUUUAAAAUAAAAUUAACUCUUAAUUUACAACCAACAAAAACCAGUAGCAAUGAAACGCAUAUCAAAGUAAAAAAUGCACUUGUUUUUCCAGGGACCGUAAAAAAUGAUUAUUUUGUAUUAUUUGUAGCCGAAACAAUUACAGCAUAAUUAAAUA